Molecule: messenger RNA, 1764 nt
Organism: Fusarium oxysporum Fo47
Lineage: Eukaryota; Fungi; Ascomycota; Sordariomycetes; Hypocreales; Nectriaceae
Product: Ppx/GppA phosphatase family-domain-containing protein
Exons: 3
Coding region: 1-1764 (587 amino acids)
Biological process (GO): regulation of transcription by RNA polymerase II
Source: RefSeq, a predicted model, not a curated record
AUGACCUCACAUGCUCCCGAUAUCGUCACUCUCGACAAUCUGUCGCAGACUAUUACACCCUGGAACCCUCAGGGGGAAAGUCAACUAUAUGCCAUAGUUGAUAUGGGAAGUAAUGGCAUUCGAUUCUCCAUCACAUCACUAGCGCCUCCAUUUACACGCCUCCUUCGUCCCAUCUACUCAACUCGCGCUGCCAUCUCACUAUUUGAUGCACUCAAGAACACACCCCAAGGUCUAGUAUUUCUUCCGGAAACCAUUGCUGCCGUAUCCAAGACACUGGGGCGUUUUCAUCAACUUGCUGCGCGUCAUGGAGUGCCAGCGAGGCACAUCACCAUCCUCGCUACUGAGGCCAUGCGCCGGGCUGACAAUGCUUCUGAAAUGCUCGAGGCAAUUUCAUCCGUGACUAAUGGCCUCAAAGUGAGCAUACUUGAGCCCGCUGUCGAGACCCUCUUUGGCGCUGUCAUGGGCUCUCGCAGUGGUCUCGUUGGCGUUGAAGGUGGCGCUCUGUUCCUAGACCUCGGGGGCGGGAGCGUGCAGAUGACGUGGGUGGACACCAGCAAGCCAAACUACGAGGUAGAGGCUGCCAGAGCUGGAGUGAGUCUGCCCUUUGGAGCUGCGAGAUUAAUUCGCGUGCUGCAAGAGCAGCCAGCCGAUGUUCAGGUUUCUGAGAUAUCAAAGCUUCAAAUCGGCAUGCAACAGGCAUACGCCAACCUCUGCUCCAAGUUCCCUGCACUUAACGCUCUGAAGGCCUCUCAUGACAAGGCUUCUCGCGUGAACGUCUUCAUGUGUGGAGGUGGCUUUCGCGGUUAUGGCAGCAUGCUCAUGCACCAAGAUCCUGUGAGCCCGUACCCUAUUCCCUAUACGAACGGUUAUACGGCUCCAGGCACACUCUUUUCCAAGGUUGAGCACAUGCGUCGCGUCAACGAGGAACACGACAGUAGAAUUUUCGGACUUUCAAAGCGUCGUCGUAAGCAAUUCCCUGCAAUCGCUACCGUCAUUGAUGCAUUGCUCGCUACGGUACCCAAUAUCGGCAACGUGACAUUCUGUGGCGGUUCGAAUCGUCAAGGUGCACUUAUGAUGAAACUUCCGUUCGAAAUCCGCGAGUGUAACCCCCUCAAUAUUCUUGCGGGAGUCACACCAGAUGAGAAACCCGUAUUUGAUGCUGUGUUGAACACGUUGAGAAGUGCUCUUCCUGCAGAGGUCGACUUCUCAUCCUUGCCCAACGUUUUGACUCCUGGGCUGGACUCUCUUUUUGUGCGGGAUAUCUGGACUCGUCAAGGCCACGAUUCGGAUAACAACUCCUCGUUUGUACUGCAUCAUGCAAUUACCCGAGAUGCGGAGGUCCCUGGACUCUCACACACCGGAAGGGCCCUACUGGCGCUUUCAGCCUCAGCUCGAUGGGGAGGCAAUCUAGGGCCCUUGGACUCACAGCUCCAGCAGAGUCUAUCGGCACUUCUUGGGAGCCAGCAUCUUGACGCACCAUUUUGGGCUUCGUAUAUUGGUGCUGUAGCCGGGCUUAUAGCCAUGGUUGUACCAAUCAUCCCGACGACUGCAGAGGAGGUGAAAAAUGCUAUCAGCAUAAAAACACAUCUCAAGAAGGCAGAGGAUAAGAAAGAGAGAAUUGAAUUAACGAUCAGAGUCGCCUCCGCCAACAUAGCGGGUGUCAGUCUAGAAGAUCUCGCCGACAGAGUUGAGAAAACCGCCAAAAAGAAUGGAGGAAAGAAGCCAAGAUACAAGAUAACUGCCCAAGUGAGCCUAUUGCCGUGA